Ornithodoros turicata is the source of this 777-nucleotide messenger RNA. RefSeq names its product cubilin homolog. The transcript has 5 exons. Lineage: Eukaryota; Metazoa; Arthropoda; Arachnida; Ixodida; Argasidae. The record is from RefSeq and is a predicted model, not a curated record. The coding region runs from base 1 to 777 and encodes 258 amino acids.
AUGCGUGAACAGAGCGGACGGGUACCAGUGUACCUGCACUGCAGAAUGGACAGGCACCAACUGCGAACAUCCAAGACAGGACUGCGGCGGGUCGCUUGGCGGUUACAACGGGACACUGAUGUACCCGCUCACAGCAGACACGUGCUCAACAUUACUUUCACCAAGUUCAGCUUGGAAGAAGGCCAUGAAUGUGCCUUCGACUUCCUCGAGAUCCACGACGGAGAAACAUUGUCCUCUCCCCUUGUAGGGCGUUACUGUGGAACGAGCAUGAAUGGCAAAAAUCUUACUUCGACGCACCCGGUCAUAACACUCUGGUUUAAAACAGAUCACUCGGUAUCUGGGGAAGGCUUUGCGUUCAACUGGAUUGCUGCCGAUCCAGUGUGCGGUAAAGCCCUAGACGAAGCCGACGUGGGAUCCGUCCAGUCUCCUGGUUACCCUGGAAACUACCCGUCCAGGAGAGAUUGCUUCUGGACUGUCAGAGUACCUGUAGGGAAGAGAAUACAGUUCCAUUCCGCCACGCUACAAUUAGAGCACCACGACAACUGCAACUACGACUUCUUGAAGAUCUACGACGGUGCCUCCGAGAAUGACCAGUUGCUUGGCAGUUACUGCAGUACGGGUAUUCCCUCGCCUGUCGUGACGGCAGGUCACCUGGCACUACUGCACUUCCACAGCGAUGACUCUCAGACGGACACUGGAUUCCAUGUCACCUACGCUUCCGUUCCUGGUGCGGUAUUUGUCUUACGGUGUUACCUAAGCGCAGUCCGUGAUGCAUAG